Molecule: messenger RNA, 543 nt
Organism: Heterobilharzia americana
Lineage: Eukaryota; Metazoa; Platyhelminthes; Trematoda; Strigeidida; Schistosomatidae
Source: the annotation of a GenBank genome assembly
AUGUCAUGUCGCCGAAGAAGCCGUCGUUAUUCGAGUCAGUUGGACGAUCGGUUGCUAGAUGAUUAUCGUAACAACUACAGACGGUCAAGAAGUUCCAGGGCCUAUCCAACAACGAACGCAUAUGACCCGUAUUACUCGCGUCCACCAGCACAUAUCGACCAGUGGCUCCGAUUUCCCCUGGGUGAGGCCUAUCCAACAACGAACGCAUAUGACCCGUAUUACUCGCGUCCACCCAGCACAUAUCGACCAGUGGCUCCGAUUUCCCCUGGGCCCUAUCCAUGUGCGCCUGCUUAUGAUCCGUAUUAUUCAUACGCGCCCUCUACCUAUCGGCCGCCUGAAUCGGUAUAUCGCGGAUCUGUUCGAGAGGCAUAUGAACCACGCAGCGUUUCUCCGUACCCUGUUCGUAGAGCGUUGUCUAGUGAUCCCAGCAUAGAACCAGACGAGAUUUCCAGAAAUGGCAAUACGAUAUCAUACUCGCCCCAUCCACGUCCAAAGGUAGAUAUCUAUCACGAAGUUCCUGGGUAUAACAUGUACCAAUAUUAA